AUCUUCCAACUAUUGGCUCAACCGCAUCCAGUCCUUUCUCUACUGCAAUGAAAAUGGCCUCCUGGGAAGCUUUUCUGAAGAUACUCACACAUGCACCUGCCCUAAUGACCAGGUUGCCUGCCAUGGGUUCCUUCCCUGCACAGUUGGAGAUGGCUCUGCAUGCUUGAGCUGUGCUCCUGACAAUCGCACCCGCUGUGGGACCUGCAAUGCAGGCUACAUGCUGAGCCAAGGGCUUUGCAAGCCUGAAGUGGCAGAAUCAACAGAGCACUACAUUGGGUUCGAGACUGACCUUCAGGACCUGGAAAUGAAGUAUUUAUUGCAGAAGACAGACCGGAGAAUUGAAGUCCAUGCCAUUUUCAUCAGCAAUGAUAUGCGCCUCAACAGCUGGUUUGAUCCUUCUUGGCGCAAACGGAUGCUCCUCACUCUUAAGAGUAACAAGUACAAGUCUAGUCUGGUCCAUAUGAUACUGGGCCUCUCUCUUCAAAUUUGCCUAACUAAAAACAGCACCUUAGAGCCCGUUCUUGCUGUUUAUGUCAAUCCUUUUGGGGGCAGCCACUCUGAGAGCUGGUUUAUGCCUGUGAAUGAAAAUAACUUCCCAGACUGGGAGAGGACUAAACUGGACUUACCCCUUCAGUGUUAUAACUGGACGCUGACUCUGGGCAACAAGUGGAAGACAUUUUUUGAAACUGUACACAUCUAUUUGAGGAGUCGAAUAAAGUCAAACGGUCCAAAUGGCAAUGAGAGCAUCUACUAUGAACCGCUGGAAUUUAUUGAUCCCUCAAGAAAUCUGGGCUACAUGAAAAUCAAUAACAUCCAAGUGUUUGGCUACAGCAUGCACUUUGACCCUGAAGCAAUUCGAGACUUGAUUUUGCAGCUGGACUACCCCUAUACUCAGGGAUCACAGGACUCAGCACUUUUGCAGUUGUUAGAGAUACGGGAUCGUGUAAAUAAACUCUCUCCACCUGGUCAACGUCGUCUAGACCUCUUCUCUUGCUUGCUCCGUCAUAGACUCAAACUGUCUACCAGUGAAGUGGUGAGGAUUCAAUCUGCUUUGCAGGCCUUUAAUGCCAAAUUGCCAAACACAGUGGAUUAUGACACAACCAAAUUAUGUAGUUAACCAUAAAUGUGAAGCACAACACAAAACCUUGAAGGAGUUUUUACAGUGCUUUUGUGGAACAGUUUAUGUUUGGAAGAGUAAAUUUGAAUUGUCUUUUCAGUAUCUGUCUUAUAUCAGUCAAUACUGUUGGAUGGCAAUUUACACACAUGAACUUGCUGACAAUGAAUAUAUUAUACCUGCAGCUUUGGUUUAUGAAUGAAAUAAAUACUGACACCAGUCUAGAAGACAUUCUACUUUUUACAAUAAAUUUCAUUUGUAAUUUUAUAUGUUCCGUGGCAAUGCUUUUGUGCAUUACAUCCUCUAGAGGGAACAUAGAAGGAUACCAAUAAAAUUUUGUAGCUGAACAGUUAU
Molecule: messenger RNA, 1468 nt
Organism: Pelecanus crispus (Dalmatian pelican)
Lineage: Eukaryota; Metazoa; Chordata; Aves; Pelecaniformes; Pelecanidae
Source: RefSeq, a predicted model, not a curated record